AUGCGGGUCAGGCCUGCGAUCGGACGGCUAUCGGAGGAUCUGCUAUCCCAGAUCCUCCACCUCGUUGGCGAAUCCGGUAGCUAUUUCCAGCACGCUCUCGUUUCUAAGGAAUGGCAUCGCAUUGCUCGUCACGUCCAGGAUUACAUUCACGUGUGUGAAGAUCGUCGCAUGAGUCCGCGUCAACUGCUCUCCGAGCUCUCGGCGUUCCCUAGCCUCACGAAGCUCGUUCUUCCGUCCGGCAGCCUCACAUCCGUCCCGGACUUGUUUCUCACCCGUCUCGCCGACACGUGUCCAGAUCUGCUUCAUCUUCACAUUGAAUCAACGGAUCAGAUUCACAGACGCGGGGGUUUUACCGAGGAGGCCCUGUCCUCCCUUCUCGAGGGUUGUGCUCGGCUGGAGGAGCUUCAUCUGGAUUGCCCUCUCCGACUCACCGCCAUUCCGCCUUCCAUCGGCAAUCUUGCUUGGCUCAGGGAUCUGCAUCUCACUGCAAGCAGCGUCACUCACCUCCCCGACAGUAUCACCUCGUUACAGUCACUCGAAAACCUGGAUCUUUCACCGCUGCCCGAGAAUCUCGGUCAGCUGCAGGCGCUCGAAAUUUUUCUUCUGGACGAGGUGAUGGGCCUCGCGGAUCUGCCAGAGUCUCUCGGGCAGCUGCAGCGGCUGCGGCUCCUGCAAUUGAUUGGCUGCUUCGGUAUUAUGUCGCUGCCCGGAUCCCUGUCUCGGGUGUCGUCCCUCACGGGUCUCAACCUGGUAGUUCCAACACUUUCAGCGCUGCCCGAUGACAUCGGGCAGCUAUCGAAUCUUCAGAGCCUCAUGCUGGAUGCUCAGAGCCUUACAAGCCUUCCUGCUUCCAUCUCUCUGGCCUCUGCACUCCGAGAACUAGCCAUUGACGGUCUUCGAACUAUUACAUCGCUGCCCGAAGAAUUCGGGCAACUGACGGCGCUCGAGUCACUCCGACUGGCCAACCUUCCACAGCUCACCCACCUGCCCGAAUUUCUCGGGAACUUGACAAACCUUGAUGAGCUGAAAGUGGUGAAGUGCGCACGGUUGCAUCAGCUGCCAGAUUCUCUAUCCCGGCUAUCUUCCCUUGAAAAGCUGGAUCUGAGUGAAAACCGGAGGCUCACGGCUCUACCAGACGGGUUGGGAAACGGUCUACAGAAUUUACGAGAGCUAAUUCUAAUGCCUUGCAAGGCCCUCACUCACCUCCCUCCAUCCUUCUCCAGUCUCGCAUCGCUCGAAACCAUAGAGAUCCUGCAAGCAGACAGCUUCAGAGGGCCCCUGCCAGAGGGCUUUGGCUGCUUGAAAAGCCUCAAGAAGCUCUGGCUCUGCUCCUUGCCGCACCUUUCAGCCUUCCCUUCGCCUCUGCCCGGCCUCUCCCGCACACUCACCAGCAUGAUAGUGACCAACUGUUUGGAGAUAAAGGAGCUGCCUGAGGAGAUCGGACGGCUGGAAGCGCUUGAAGAGCUCACAAUCUCGAAGUUAUAUGGCGUGGAAUCGUUCCCAAAGUCGCUGUUUCAGCUGCCCGCGUUGCGGGUGCUAGAGGUGCUGGCGUGCACGGGUCUCGUGGCUCUUUUUGGGGAUGAAACGCUGGGAGCGGCUGCGCAGGAGCAGGGACAGGGUGUCACCACUGGUAGCAGCUCACAUGGGAGUGGCAGUUGCAAUCCGAACAGCAGCAGCAGCAGUCCGAGCAGGAGCGCUGAUCACCUGCUGCUUCCAUCUCUGCAAAAACUGAAGCUGGAGGUUCUUCCUUUUGAAGCCCUGGGCCCAUCUCUAGGCCGUCUCUCCUCCUUGACAAGCCUAGAGCUAUCAGACAUGCAGGUGCUGCUCACUCUCCCGGAAUCCAUCUCUGAGCUGUCGAAUCUGCAAGAGCUUGUGAUCACUCACGCCAGCAGUCUCGAGACCUUGCCAAACCCAAUAGGAAGCCUUUCCAGUCUUGUCACGCUGCAGCUAGAUGGGCUUGAAAACCUGCGUGAGCUGCCCGAGUCUUUCGGGCAGCUGAACAUGCUCCAGUCACUGCAAAUCAAGGAUUGCGCAAAGCUGGCCCGACUUCCGGGAAGUUUCCCCAAACUGUCCAAGCUGGCAGGUUUUGUCCUUACCAGCUGCCCGCUGAUUUCAUACAUCCCAGAGGAUUUUUGGCAGCUUUGCUCCCUUGAGAACCUGGUUUUGAUCAACCUGCUGAACCUGGAGAGCCUGCCCGAGUCUUUUUCGCAGCUGCCCCGGCUGGAAGAUCUGAAGCUGUGGUACUGUGAGCGUCUGCGCCAGCUGCCGUCGUCUCUUUCGAAAAUGCCGAAGCUGAUUCAGUGCAACAUUCGCGAGUGCCCCCUGCUUUCGGACCGAAGGACUCAGGUGAUUUAUGGGAGGGGGGAUAUGGAAGAGGGAGAGAAGGGAGAGCUAGGGACGGAGGACAGGGAGGGGCCUGGGACAGGGGAGGAAGGAGAUCAGAAUGAUGGAGAGGAGUCGGAAGAUGAUGAGGAGUCCGAAGAAGACGAGGAGGAAGAGGAUGAAAGUGAUGGGGAGGAUGAUGAGGAUGAUGGCAGUGACGAUGAUGUGGAGGAGGAGGAGGAGGAGGAGGAGGAGGAGGAGGAGGAGGAGGAGGAGGAGGAGGAGGAGGAGGAGGAGGAGGAGGAGGAGGAGGAUGAGGAGGAGGAGAAGGAGGAGGAGGAGGAGGAGGUGAAGGAUGAGGAAGACCUGGAGGAAGGGGGAAGUGAAGAUAGUGCAGAGGGAGUGGGUGAGGGAGAAGAGAAUGAGUAG
Closterium sp. Naga37s-1 is the source of this 2751-nucleotide messenger RNA. The record is from the annotation of a GenBank genome assembly. NCBI's taxonomy places the organism in Eukaryota, Viridiplantae, Streptophyta, Zygnematophyceae, Desmidiales, Closteriaceae.